CGCUAUCAGCACGGAUUCCGAGUCCGACGCUGAUCAAGUUCUCGGGGAAAGUGCGUGUGAUGAUGAUGAGGAGGAGGAGGAAGAGGAGGGUAUCAUCCAAAUGCGCUCGAGACGGGACAGUUUCGAUAACAAGAAUAGCGCCCGACUUCGGUCCACCUCAAAAGUAUCCACCUCAUCGUCCUCGUCCUCUGCUUCCUCUGCUUCCGCCUCAUCAAAUCAUAAAAACAUUCCUCCUAAUAUCCGCCGUCGAAGGCGAAGUGAUGGGCCAAAGAAUGUCUCCCUUCCCCGUAAAGGCUCGAUAUCCCUCGGUCGUAAUAGCUCGUCUACAGCACUAAGCUCUUCAGACAAGGAAAUGGUUUCUAUUGCACCUAUAGCACCUACAAUGCUCAAGACAGGCAGCCAGACUUCUUGGGAUGGGUUCGGUGUCCAUGGUGUACAAUCGCCUUAUGGCUUGCCUGCAUCCGGUGGUUGGUCAGAGGGUUUCGGAGACGAUUUUAGUGAUGAUGGUAGCAAUAUCCAUGUCGGUCCAGGGGGUGCAAAGUUAUAUAUCGGCUCAAGCAACAACGAGAGUGAAGGGAGUACACCUGUUGGACUGGUUUAUAUGCCACCAGCCACGACCAGGUAUGGGAACUCCAUAAUACCUCGCGUCAAUUCGAACACCAGCCUCAGUUCGGAAGCCGAGGUGGAGCUUCGGGAGGAUGCGAACCAGAAGGAUGCGGACAACGUACGCGGUGACAAAACUGUGGGGUCAGUAGAAGAAAGAACAUCAGAGAAUGGGGACAAGGUGUAUCGUCACCAUGAGGCAUAUUUCUCUAUCGGCUCAGAUAAGGAUGGUGUUCUGGGCGUGCGGUCAUCAUCUGUACCGAUCGUUGUACGAACUCCCGCUGUGAAUGUUCAUGGCAAUCGGGAAGAUGAUGAUGAUGACGUUGCUGAGGAGGAUGCUUACGAUUAUUUCGGAGGGCCUGACCUCGGGGAAGAUUUCGCACACCGAAAAACCAAGUUUUCGGCUAGACGUAAACCACAAAGGUCUAGCGAGGCCGUCUCGAGCCCGGUGACAAUCAAAGGCAAUAGCAAUGCUCAAGCGGUCGAUGAAGAACGUCAGUCGAGGUCACGAUCAAGAUCACGCUCACGUACCCCUUCACCCUCGUAUGUUUCCCAAUCAAGUACUCCUGCAAUUUCUGUCCCUGGACGAGCAGAGCACGUCUCAUCUCCUCCUCCUUCAUCAUCCUCUUUACUGUCACCUCCUCUACGUGGCCGUGAAUUCGUUCCCGCGGAGCAACCGUCUACCUCGCGCGGCAGAGCAAGCAGAACAUCAUCCUCCUUGCCAGAUCGAUCUCGGUCUCGCUCAAAUCACAGUUCUCCUCUAGGAAGUCUUUCCCCCGAAGGAAUUGGUUCUGCAUACAGUGCCAAUGGACGAGGCGGAGGUGACCGGGAACGAGAACGAGAACGGUCAAAUCGCAAUGGUGGACGAGGUAGAGAGCGAACGGAGAGACAUUUAAGCCAUAGUCUCAGUCCUGACGCGGUCGAGUGUGUCAGCUCCCUGGGCCCGGAUGCUGCAUCCAGCGUCUCCUCCUCAUCUUCUGGAUCUCAAACCGUCGUGCCUCAGUAUGAUCAUGCUGAUACUUUCGAAUCAUCAGUGGAUAAUCCUUCCGUUAAAGUACAAGUCCGUACGUCACAAUCUACUCCCACCAAUUCACCAGUUAUUAGUAUGAGUGGUGCUGCCCAUGCUAUAGCUCGAAUGAACGGCAAGUCGCCAAUAACUAUACCUGAUCCUCAUGUAUCAUCACCCCGUUUGACAUAUCCAUCGCAUUCCACUAGCGAGCCUUCAAACACCAACACUUCUUCCUCGCCUCCAGUAUCGCCUAAAGGUUCUACUUUAUCCGGUACCUCUAUUUCAACGAAAGAUUCUGAUAACGAUGACACAGGUGUUGUAGGCAAGGCAGUAGGCAUUGUCUCCUCUGCCGGCUCUUAUUUUAGCUUCUGGAACAAUGGUGCUGGUGUUUGAAUUACCGUAAUUUCUUUUUUUUGUUACAAUAUCGGUAAUUAACAUCGGUAAACCUUUUGCCCUCUAAUUAGCAUUUUCGCAAGCAUCAUAGUCUUCCUCUUUCCUUUGCAUCGUCACCUUUGUAGUUAGUUUCAUAUUUCAAUAUCUCAUAAUUCUUGUUGUGGUCUGCGGUCCAACAUGUACAUAGUUGCGUACAAGUAUUCCCAGUUAGUUCUCUUUCAUGUCUUGUAUGGGUGAGUA
Messenger RNA from Lentinula edodes (shiitake mushroom), 2245 nucleotides. RefSeq lists its product as uncharacterized. Bases 101 to 2005 code for a protein of 634 amino acids. The record is from RefSeq and is a predicted model, not a curated record. Lineage: Eukaryota; Fungi; Basidiomycota; Agaricomycetes; Agaricales; Omphalotaceae. The transcript has a single exon.